AUGUAUCCUCAACAACACUACCAAUCUCAACAACAUCAUGAACAACAACAUCGUGAACAACAACAACCCUACUAUUCCUUUUUCCCUCCCACUUCAGAUUCUUCGCUUCAUCCUCCCGGCACUAUCCCAGUUGCAAAUUCAGCACCUUUUCCCGCUCCCGCUUCUGCUUACGCCUCACAAACAGCAGAUUAUCAGAAUUGGGUCGCUCAACAACCUGAACCCAUCGGUUACGAUCUUGGCAAUGCGGUUGCUUCAUCAUAUGAGACUUCUGCACCUUCUGCGUGGAAUGCUAUAUGGCCAUGUCAAAUUUAUGGCAACGAGACUACAACAAUGUUGCCGAACCAAACCAAAUUCACCCAAGCGUUGAGGUGUGAAGUGUGUAAACUUGAUGUCAAUAGCAGAGAUUCAUAUGAAAAGCACAUCGCUGGAAAGAAACAUAAGAAAAUUUUACAAAGUGGCGUAAGUAGCGCCCAAGUACAAGCGCUAAUUGGUCCUGUAGUCAAGCAACCGGAGACUAAGAAACAGGUGGUACAGUCAAAGGUUUGCACAACUUGCAAUGUUUUAUGUACAAGUCACGACACAUAUAUCAAACAUAUUGCUGGGAAAAAGCACGCAGCUCAGGUUUGCUUGAUGUCUAAUGGUGGCAUUGGUCUAUCUAUUGCGGAAUUCAAGCGUAACGGAGUUCCUCCAUUUCAAAAAGCCGCUAAGAAAAUCAAGGUUGCUCAAUCUGCAUGGUGCGAAACUUGUAAGAUUAAUUGUAACAGCAGGGAUAUGUACAUUACACACUUAGCCGGAAAGAAACACUUGAAGAACUUGGAGAAACUGUCGAAUCCGAAAAUCGACGUUGGCACCAGCGCCACUGCCACUGCUACAAAUACUCUAAUUGGACCACAGGAAAAGCCAGAUACCGAUCAACCAAAAGCAAAGAAGGCAUCAGAACUCGAUAUCGAGGCAAAGAAACGUAAAGUUGUGGAAGGAGGAACUGCGGUUAAUAAUGUUAAAACGUGUACUUUAUGCAAUGUGGUGUGUAAUAGCGAGACGGUUUUCAAUUUGCACCUUGUUGGCCAGAAGCAUGCUGCUAUGGUAAAGAAAGCAGAAUCAAGCACUGGUUGA
Messenger RNA from Lathyrus sativus (Indian pea), 1113 nucleotides. The record is from the annotation of a GenBank genome assembly. Lineage: Eukaryota; Viridiplantae; Streptophyta; Magnoliopsida; Fabales; Fabaceae.